Knipowitschia caucasica is the source of this 492-nucleotide messenger RNA. The record is from the annotation of a GenBank genome assembly. NCBI's taxonomy places the organism in Eukaryota, Metazoa, Chordata, Actinopteri, Gobiiformes, Gobiidae.
AUGGAGAAUUUAAGUGAACUCCAGAAUCCGUUGCUGGACAAAAACACUAAGCACAUGGUCAACGGAUACGGCGGCGAUGUUCCCAACAACCAAUACCAGGAGAACAUCAUCAACUACUUUUCCGGUGACGUGGCGAGCGGCAACAAAGUGUCCAACGGUACGUCGGUGACCACCAACGGGCGCAUCAAGACGCAGCAGCUUCUGGACGCCACCUCUUUGCACUUGGCGGUGGAAGCUUUCUACACUCCCAACUUCAUCUUGUACAAAGAGGACAACGGCAGCAUCAAAGCCAAGGAAUACAAAAGCGAGUGUUGCGAGACCACUUUCACGGAGAAGAAGAGCAAAGAGGGGUCCACGCCUACCGCAGGAGGAGAGGCGGAGGAGCCCCAGGGCAAGACUCUGGAGGACGGGGAUCAUGUGAAAAUCCAGACUGUGUCCUAUGAGGUGGAAGAAGAGGAGUACGUGGAGUAUGAGGUACCUGUAGAGCUUUGA